Molecule: messenger RNA, 288 nt
Organism: Helobdella robusta
Lineage: Eukaryota; Metazoa; Annelida; Clitellata; Rhynchobdellida; Glossiphoniidae
Exons: 1
Coding region: 1-288 (95 amino acids)
Source: RefSeq, a predicted model, not a curated record
AUGCCUGUCAAACGAUCCGGAUAUAGACACAGAAAAUGGGUAAGACUGAUUACCGUUCUUGCAUAUAUUUUGGCCGUUUCUAUGGCGGCCAUUAUUUUAGCCAUCUAUUACAUCUUUGUUUGGGACCCGAAUCCAAAUAUUGACCAGCAAACUGUCAUGAUGCAACAACAACGAAGACAAUCGCAAUACACGUCGCCCUCAACUCAAGUAUUGAGGAAAGACAUGACUCCGUCUGCUGCUUCUUAUGUGAAUGAUUCAUUGAUAACUUCUACUACCAAUCCAUCUUAA